This is a messenger RNA of Oreochromis niloticus (Nile tilapia), 1910 nucleotides long. RefSeq names its product E3 SUMO-protein ligase PIAS2-like. Gene Ontology annotation, biological process: protein sumoylation; regulation of transcription by RNA polymerase II. The record is from RefSeq and is a predicted model, not a curated record. Gene Ontology annotation, cellular component: chromatin. The transcript is spliced from 10 exons. NCBI's taxonomy places the organism in Eukaryota, Metazoa, Chordata, Actinopteri, Cichliformes, Cichlidae. The coding region runs from base 148 to 1047 and encodes 299 amino acids. Gene Ontology annotation, molecular function: zinc ion binding; SUMO ligase activity; transcription coregulator activity.
GAGGAGCUCUGUUUCACAGUCAUCUGUGCUAAAUACCAGAGGAUUUGCCGCGAGUUUGGGACUUUUUUCUAACAGACAGCAGCUUUUACAGUGAUUUAAACAGGCCUCGCGAUCAGCUGUACCUUCACCUCGAAGUGAUCACACUGAAUGGACUGUGGUGUUUCGGGAGUCAGUUCUGUAACAAAGACUGGUGAAGCGGUCCUGUGUCCCCAGAUCCAAAACAUGAAUUUCCAGCAGCCAGCCCCUCUCAUCCGCCCUGUUCAACCUGAUGUGGAGAUGAAGCCUCUCCCCUUCUACGACGUCCUCGAUGUUCUGAUCAAACCUUCAAGUCUAGGAGCGACAACUACACAGAGGGACAAUCAGGAGGAAUAUUUUAUCUUGAAGGCAGAACAAGUUAGAAAACUGUUCGUCUCCCGAGAAAUUCUACCAGGUGGGAGAAUGAACUAUAAUGUUCAGAUUCAGCUGAGGUUUUGUUUAUCAGAGACAAGCUGCCCUCAAGAGGACAAUUACCCCAACAGUCUUGCAAUAAAGGUCAAUGACAAACUGUUUCGUUUGCCAGGCUAUGCAUUGCCACCAAAAAAUGGCAUGGAACAGAAGAGCCCAGGAAGAGCACUCAACAUUACCUCCCUUGUCAAACGCACAUCUUCAGUCCCCAAUAAAAUUUCAGUGACAUGGGCACCUGAAAUUGGAAAGAUCUAUUCUAUGUCUGUGUACUUGGUGAGGCAGCUGACGUCUCACCUUGUUCUGCAAAGACUGACAAUGAAGGGCACCAGCAACCCAGACCACUCCAGAGCACAGAUUAAAGAGAAGCUGACAGCAGAUCCAGACAGUGAGGUUGCUAUAACAAGCCUUCGAGUGUCUCUUAUGUGCCCGCUGGGUAAGAUGCGACUGACACUGCCAUGCAGGGCUGUGACGUGCUCUCAUUUGCAGUGUUUUGACGCUGCCCUCUACCUGCAGAUGAAUGAGAAGAAACCCACCUGGCUCUGUCCUGUGUGUGACAAGAAGGCCGCAUAUGAGAGCCUCAUCAUUGAUGGCUGCAGCAGCUGAGGCGAGGAGAGAGGCAGCAACAAGAAAACUGGAAGAAGGAGACCAACAACACCACCUGUGGAAAUCUUUCCCCAAUCAAGCGUCAUCAUAUCAGCAUUUCAUCAAAAGCACACAUGCUCCGACCUGACAAUGCAGAGGUGUGGCAAAAUCAUUGAAAUCAUUUAUGAAACAAAUGAGUGCAUCAAAAAUAAGAGUGGAGCUGCAAUGAAAGAGAAGUGAACUUUCUUCAGUUAACACAAAGUUUUCCCUGACAGGUGACAUUUAAUGAAAGUGACUUUAUUAGCACACACACAUUCAGAGGCAGUCUACAGGAGCAGAGCUGCCAGCUAUUCAGCAAAUGUCUCCCUGCAAUCCUCACUGCAAUACCUACAUUUGAAAAUGAAACCAGCUCUACUGUUCACACAUGAAAAGUCGUGUGAAUAACCAGUUUUCCUCAGAUCUCUGUUUUAGUAACUCUGAAGUCUGAACUUUGGAUUUUUGCAUUCUGUUUGUACUGAUAACUGUCAGUGGAUGAUUUUGAUCCCAAAGAAAUCUUUAACACACAUGUAGUGAUGGGACGUGUGCACUGAAACAAUGGUUAGGAAACAGAAAUCGCCUGAGAAUCUGCUCAUGUUUAAGAUUUCUUCUUUACAAACAUUUUCUGUGGCUGUUCCCAGUAUGACCAGUGACACAAAGCAUGGAAAAUGGGGAUUAGUUCAUUCAGACAAAUACACUUUUUAACAUGUAAAAAUAAAGAAAUGAAUCAAUAAAAUAAAAAGUCAAAGAAAUAAAAAAUAAGGGUCUGAGGCGUCUGUCUCACUGUAUCCAUGGCAACAAUUUACUUCCUGUUCCUUCAUAUCAGAACCACAUCUUUGAAAUCAAAA